Molecule: messenger RNA, 2433 nt
Organism: Fomitopsis serialis
Lineage: Eukaryota; Fungi; Basidiomycota; Agaricomycetes; Polyporales; Fomitopsidaceae
Exons: 21
Coding region: 1-2433 (810 amino acids)
Cellular component (GO): cell periphery; cell septum
Molecular function (GO): chitin synthase activity
Source: RefSeq, a predicted model, not a curated record
AUGGCGUAUCGCACACAACCGCAACACGAUCCCUACAGCCCCUACCCCGCCCAGGCCUACCCUGACUAUCCCUCUACCAACACCGCUGCAUUUGCCCCGGACUACCCGCCUGUCGCGCCCCAGCAGCAAUAUGCCUCCCCGAACCAUGGCUACUACCAAGACUACGACGCGCACUCGAACUGGGAGACCAAGUCCACCAAGUCCUACCAGAGCAGCUACGGAGCCUCGCAGGCCCAUCUAGUGCAAGGCUAUCCUGCAGAUGCUAUCCCCCCUCUGCCGCCGCUGCCCUACCAGACCGCGCAGCUCAACUAUCCGCCCAUGCAGCAGAUGCACCCGGGCGCGGGCUGGUCUGACGUCCGGGAGAAGCUCCUCAAGCAGCGUGUGGUCAAGCAGGCCCCUUCGUUCAUUGUCCCGAAGGGCAUGGACGAUAUCGAGGAAAUGACCAAGUUGCGAUACACGGCCGCGACCUGCGACCCCGACGACUUCAUGCGCAAGAAGUACACCCUGCGGCCGUACCUCCAGAACCGUCACACCGAACUCUUUAUCGUUAUGACUAUGUACAACGAGGACGAGCCGGAACCGCUCAAGAUGUGGGGCCCGAAUGGGUGGCAGAAAGUGGUGGUGUGCGUCGUUUCCGACGGCCGCAGCAAGAUCAACAAGCGCACUCUCCAAGUCUCGCCCUCAUGGGCUGCUACCAGGAAGGUGUCGCCAAAGAUACCGUCGGCGGUUCACCUCGAACGUCGUCGUUUCGGAGAAGGGGAGAUCUCGAAGAGCGCUUGCCCCGUCCAGGUCAUCUUCUGCUUGAAGGAGCAGAACAAGAAGAAGCUGAACAGCCACCGUUGGUUCUUCAACGCUUUCGGACCCCUCAUCAGGCCCAACGUCUGUGUGCUUCUGGAUGUUGGAACUAAGCCCACUGGUACAUCUAUCUAUGACUUAUGGAAAUGUUUCGACAAGCACUCGAACGUCGGUGGUGCAUGUGGAGAAAUCUGCGUCGAUACCGGAAGGUUCUGCUGGUCUAUUCUGAGGAGUCCUCUGGCGGCCUCCCAGAACUUUGAGUAUAAGAUGUCGAACAUCCUCGAUAAACCCCUGGAGGCACGUGCCAGUUCCCAACUCAGUGUGCUGCCCGGUGCCUUCAGCGCCUACAGGUACAGGGCUCUCCAGAACGGCCCUGACGGCAAGGGGCCAUUGGCGUCAUACUUCAAGGGUGAGACGAUGCACGGAGGUAACAGUAAUGCGGGUCUAUUCGAACGUAACAUGUACCUUGCUGAGGACGUAUCUCUGUUUCGAGAUUGUGACCAAGAAGCGCGAGGGCUGGAUCCUCAAAUAUGUGAAGAGGCAAAGGCCGCAACCGAUGUCCCGAAAGUCCCUGAGUUCAUCUCUCAACGUCGUCGCUGGCUGAACGGCUCCCUUUUCGCCACUGUGCAUUCGACCGUCUUCUUUUGGAGGAUCUGGACGUCCGGACAGAACCCUAUUCGGAUGUUGCUGCUCCAAAUCGAAUUCAUCUACAACGCCGUCCAGCUAUUGUUCACGUGGACAUCGCUGGCGAAUUUCUACCUGGCUUUCUACUUCUUGGUCUCUUCGGCAACUUCUGGCAAUGGUUCUGAGGACGCUUUCUUCUUCCUCAACAAAGGUGCCGGUGUUCAGGUCUUUGAGGCAUUCCUGAAGCUCUACAUUGCGCUCAUCUUCGUCAUCGUGGUAUGUUCACUUGGCAACCGUCCUCAAGGGUCCAAGUGGAUCUACGCGUUCUGCAUGGUGCUCUUCGGAUUCUGUAACAUCAUCACACUCUGGUGUGCUGGUUACACAGUCUGGCUCGCGGUGCCUCACACCGUUUCUGGAUGGGAAGACUUCCCCAAACUCAUCGAGAACAACGCUGCAUUCCGUGACAUUGUCGUUUCCCUGGCCGCCACUUACGGUCUCUACUUCGUCGGCUCCUUCAUGCAUUUGAGCCGUGGCACAUGUUCACGUCCUUCAUUCAGUACUGUUCCUCCUCCCGAGCUAUGUGAACAUCUUGAUGAUGUACGCAUGUGCAACCUUCACGAUGUCACCUGGGGUACCAAGGGUGACAACGGUUCGCAAGGAUCUCGGUGGUGCCAAGAAGACGUCGAUCAACUCUGGAAUGCAUCGCGCUAUGCCCUGUCUGUGAAGCCCCCAGAGCAGAAGGAGCACCGAGACGCCGCUACCAAGCAAGCCGAUCAUGACCGCAACAGUCGUACCAACGUUGUGCUCACCUGGAUCGGCACCAACAUGGUUAUGAUCCUGGUCUUUACUUCGUCUGCCUUCUCCGACUGGGUCGAUGAGCACGUCAGCCAAGGUGGCGACGACUCUACAUUCAACCCAUAUCUGACUUUCUUGUUCUAUGCCCUUGCUGGUCUCUCCGCCAUUCGUUUUGUCUGCUCGGCGAUCUACCUUAUUAUGCGCCUGUUUGGGUUCUAA